Podarcis muralis (Common wall lizard) is the source of this 2586-nucleotide messenger RNA. It is a transcript of the gene CFAP53, whose product is annotated as cilia and flagella associated protein 53. The record is from RefSeq and is a predicted model, not a curated record. NCBI's taxonomy places the organism in Eukaryota, Metazoa, Chordata, Lepidosauria, Squamata, Lacertidae.
GGAACCUGCGCGCCGAAACUUCGGCCGGAGCGGCGCCGGCGUGAUGACGUAGACGCCGCGCGUUCCGCGCGUGCGGUUUCCACGGCAACGACCGCCGCGGCAUUACCUCGCCUCAGGCAUGGAGGGCGGCAGGAUGGCGAAUCCCUAUAGCCGAGUGGUGAGGGAGGUGCGGGGACCCAAGCCGUUUUCCUACGCCAUAAGGGCCAAGUUUCCCAAACCGAAUGAUGCCAUGAAGCAAAUCCUCCUCUGGAGGGAGCAAGAGAAACUGCGCCAUGCGGCCGCGAUGUACGCAAAGUCCCAUCUCCUUGGCCGCCAGAUCAUCGAAAGGGAGGAUCGGAAUGAGCGAAAACAGUUCCACCGGAUCGUGCAGAAGCGGGUUGAUGUUGAAAUGCAGGCAUACCUGGCAGGACAAGAGGAGAGGAAAGAAAGGCUUCGGGAUCUCCUGGAAGCUGAGGAAAAGUGUUACCUAGCUGCAAUAGAAUCGCUGGGAGAAACUAUGGAAGACAGGCGAGUGAACAUGAGAGAAGCAAAAUUGCUGAGAGAUAAGAGGGAAGAAGCUCGGAGGAAACUUGUGGCGGAAAAAAGGGAUCAACAGUUCAGAGUAACUUGUGAGGACGCACGGACACUGUGGAGCAAGAAGCAUCUGAUGGAGAUAUGUGAGGACCGGCUGGCCCAGCUGGCCCUGAAGGAGGAACUCAAGAAGCAACGAGCAAGGGAGGAGGCGGCCUUUGCGGCUCUUUGGGAAGAGGACAGGCUGGCCAAGGAGAAGCGAGCAGCGGAGGACGAACGGAAGAGAACAAGGUGGACUGACGGCCAGAAAAACCUCCUUGAAGCUCAGCAAACUGUGGCGGACGCUCAGCGGCAGGAGGCGAGGCGUCUGAAGGAAGAAGAGGCGAAGCUGAUGGAAGAAGAACGUCAGCUGAUGAAACUGGAGAACGAACGGGCCGAGAUUGAGCGGCAGCGGAAGCUGAGGGAGUGCAGGGACAUGUUGCUGGAUUCCAUGGAGGAGAAGAGGAGGCGUCUCCACGAAGAGCAGCAAGAAGAGCUGGCUUUAGAUAUGAAGAUCCUGGAUCACAUCAUGAAAGAAUCCCAGGAGGAUACAGAGAGCCAAAAGAGAAGGAAAAAAGAGCUCUUGAAAGAGCAGCAGAUGUUUAAGGCCUACCUGGCUCAGCAGAGGGAGGACGAGCAGCGCCAGGAAAAAGAGCUGGACAAGCUGCGGGCGGAAGAGACAGCCCGGAUGUGGGCAAAGAGAGCCGCAAAGGAGAGGGCCAUGAAGGAGGCCAGGGGCCGCUUGCUCACAGAAGUCAUGGACACGAGGAGACUUCAGCUGGAGGAGAAACUUCAGAGAAAUGCCCAAGAACAAGAGGCACUGAUUCGGGACAGGGAAUUGUUAAAUGCAGCCAUUCUAGAAUUCAACCGUCUAGAAGAGGAGAAAUAUGCAAGGCGCACACAGCAAGCAAAGGCGUAUCAGGAGGAACUCAAUGCUCAGAUGGAUUACAACAAGCAAGCCCGUGAUCUUGAGAAGGAAGAAGAACGCCGCCAAUACGCUUUGUCCCUGGAAGCGGAAAAGCUUUACCAGCAGAAGAUAGCGGACAUCAUCUCAAGACCUUACAUGAAGUUGUCAGAUCUCCAUCCUUUGCGGAGGUACCUUGCCAGCAGUUCUUAAUCUUAGACUCCAACCAAUUUCCUUUAUAUAGAUCUAUAUUUAUAAAUCACUGCAUUUAAAACUCUCAAGUGCAGCUAAAGCAUCUUCUACAUGUGUACACUGACUGAGGGGAAGAAGACUCUAGAAUACCAUGUUUCCUAGCUUCUUUUCUUGGUCAAGCAAAACCUCCUUUUAAAAAUAAAAUGCUGUCGAAAGUUUUACGUUUUAAAUAAAGAACGUUGCAUGGUGAAAUUGACUGACUUCAAAACAUUUUCUUUAAAAACACUUUUAGUUGUACAAUUCAAAAUGAAUGCCUAUACGCUGUGCUUUUCCAAGUUAUUUGUAAUAAAAAAGCAUUUUCAUUCCCUCUUUUUUAAAAAAAGAAAAGAAAAGGUUGUCCAUAACUCAGCAUUUAUUCAGUUGACAUUCCCCGUUCCCACCACUGUAUGCUAUAAGAACUGAUGUACUCCCUCUGUCUCACUGUGAUCAGGCAACCUGGAGUCCUGUGUACAUAUUGCCAGCACGUUCAUUUGCAGAGCUGAGACCUGCUGUACUUACAGCUAGAUCUACGGAAACUAAGCAAACGAGGCUUUAAGAGAUGUUCUGGACAAAACUUGGCAUAUUUAGUUUCUGUGUGUCCAGCUGCCAUUAAAGUUUGCAGAAGCAGGAGCAAUCAAAACAAAAGUGGCAAUGUUAAUCCAGACACAGCUGCCUGGCCAGUUACCCCAAAUCUCCAGCAACCUCUGAGAAAGAAACCAUAGGCAAGUAAACAGGGCUAUGCAGAUGUGUUCUCCCCACAGAUUGGAGAACAUAGGAAGCUGGUAGACUUGAUUUCUACCAGCUGCACUCUCGUUUUGUUGACAAUAUUACUUCUGCCCCUUCCACUUUAAACAAUAAACAUAAACUUUAUCCACAAUAAACAUGGCUGCCUUUCAGCCCCA